Molecule: messenger RNA, 931 nt
Organism: Agelaius phoeniceus (red-winged blackbird)
Lineage: Eukaryota; Metazoa; Chordata; Aves; Passeriformes; Icteridae
Source: RefSeq, a predicted model, not a curated record
GUCACCCCUCCAGCUGUGUGAGGGCAGGAGAAGCAGCAGAGGUGUCACCAUGAGCACUUUGUCCCCUGCCACGGAGGGAGCCAGCCCUGCCUGCUGGAGCCAGCCCGGUGGGAAGGCAUCCAAGGGGAGCUGGAAUGAGGAGAGCCACGGCAACUGGAGCCAGAGCCCCAUCACCCCUUAUGUGCUCAGCCUGGCCAUGGCUGGCUUCACCUUCCUGCUCUCCAUCAUCAUCCCCCUGGGGCUAUUUUCUGUCCCAGGGAGCUUCUGCCAGCAGCUGGGCUCGUGGGGUGUGACAGCUGGGCUGAAGGUGCCCAUCCUCUUGGCUUUCACUGCCGCUGUCUCCUGUCUGACAGCCCUCAGUGCUGUGACAGCUCUGUUUGUCCGUGUGUCCUGCUGGCCCUGCCACUGCUCGCAGUGCUUCCCCAUGCUCCUGUGUGCCCUGCUCUGGCUGCUCUCCUUCCUGCUCACUGCCCCCCUCCAUUGCUGCUCUUUGGUGCCCAUGGCCUUGGUCCUGAGCUGCCUCUUCUCAGUGCUCAGCCUGACCUGUUCUGCUCUGGCCCUGAUGGCCAGGCUCCUGUGCUGCCCAUGGAAACAGCUCCCAGGGAAGCUCUGUGCCCUGCUCCUGCUGCUCGUCAUGCCCUUCCCCUUCUUCACUGCUGAUUUUGGGCACUGGCUCUUGCUGAGGGCGUUUGACUUCUCUGUCUUUGCCGCCAGCACCUCUCUCCUGCUCACCUGUGCCAAGAGCUCUGCCCUCCCUCUGAUUCACUUCCUGGCUGGGAGCUGUGCAAAGGAAUUCACCUCCUCUGGUAGUGUUGCCUUGCAGAGGGCUUUUGAGGCUUUUGUGCCAGAGCCAGGGCACAGGGACAACACAGUGGAGUCAUCAUCAAGUGGAAUCAUCAUGAAAGAUAUUCAGCCUAAAAUAGAACCAUAA